GAAACUACUAUUCUGUGGGCGACGCCCUGUCGGAAGUCCCACCUCCUUGUUUCGCACUGGCUCUGUACUGCAUUCUGACCAAUCACGUUUCAACGGUGUCACUUCGGCGCUCCAAUGAGAAACAACCAGGAAGUUGGAAAACUAGAUUUUAGUUCUACAACGCCAAUUAAACGAAGAACAGUUGAAAACUUUCUCCACCUAAUAUGAAAAGUCGUUUUCUUCGCUAGCCGUGUGCUUAACGUGCUGCUUUUCAGCGGGGUUGUCGGUGUUGACAACUUGCCGAACCCGCGCCGUUGAGCAAUGGAGUUGGCGGAGGUGGAGAGGUGCUGCUGUGUGGUCAAGGUGUCGGAGGCGACGUCAGCGAGGAAACCCGUGAGCUGCAGCGGAGUUAUCGUCCACCCUCGAACUGGAACGGUGAUCUGCGCCGGCCUGCCGUUUUCACGGUUCAUCGCCGACAAAGAGACCUUCUCCUCGGACCGUGAGUCCACGCUCCUGCCACCGCGCGGCUUGAGCGACAAACUUAAAAUCCGCGUCAGCUUCUCUUCUGGGCGACAUGCGGACAGCGACCGCUCCGCUGCACGCGGAGAUGCAUCCGCGCCCCGCAGAGCCAAAGCCACGCGGCAGCGGGAGGUUGCAGCCCGGUUGCUGAUGCUGGUGAAGUGCCAGGAGUUCAAGCAAGCCUUCGGGGCGGUCUUCCGGGAGGCUGAUCGGUGGCGUUUCCAUGGUGACGAUGAGGAUGAGGAGCUGAUCAGGGAUGCCCACUGCCUCAGCUGGUUCGCCGUGCUCAAGACAGGCGUGGCGGUGGAAGGCAGCCCAGACUCGGGGAGCAUACCCUGGCAGAGCAGCUCGUCCCUCGGGAAGGGCUGCCCGGUUAUCGCGUGCGGUUCCCCUUUCGGCUCUCUCUGCUUAGACCUCUUCAUCAGCACCCUCAGCAGAGGGAUCAUCAGUAACCUCGCCGGGGAGGAGAACGCUGUCGUCCUCACAGACGCCCGCUGUCUGCCAGGCACAGAGGGCGGGGGGUUGUUUUCAGUGGAGGGCGCAGACAGCGUGCGUCUCAUUGGGCUGAUCGUGUCCCCGUUUGGCUGGAAGGCCAACGAGUGGAUAGGCCUCACUCUGGUCUGCUCGGUCCACUUGAUCUUCAGGAGCAUGGUCAGCUGCGCGAGCACUGAAGAUCCGCUCCGAGACGUGUGGCUCCAGCCUGGAGAGGUGGGCCUGCGCAUGUCCACCACCGCCCGCGAGUCAGAGGCAGUUAAAUACCCCACUGUGUGCUUUGUGGACAGUGGGCAGGUCUGGGGCUCAGGGGUCGUCGUCACCCCACGGCUGGUUUUAACCUGCCGGCACGUCGUCAAUGGGAAGUCUACAGUCACCCUGAAGUUCCAUCACAGGGACAGAGUCCGGAAUUUUGUGGGUGAUGUGCUGUUCUCUACAAAAUCGUCCUCACCCUAUGAUCUGGCUUUAGUGCAGCUCAGACACUCUGUCCCAGGGGCGGUGGUCCCUCGAAUGGCUCAGAGUUUCAAUCCAGGUGAAUCUUUAGUUGUGGUGGGAUACGGUGGGCUGGGUCGUGGCUGUGGUCCGUCCCUGACCGGCGGGGUCCUCUCCAAAGCCAUUAUCUUGAAUAACCAGCCUGUAAUGCUUCAGACCACCUGUGCAGUACAAGCAGGGGCCAGCGGGGGCGCUGUGGUGCGCGCGCACACAGGAGAGCUGCUCGGUAUCGUGGUCAGCAACACAAAGGACUUGGCUGCCAAAGUGACCUACCCACACCUCAACUUCAGCAUCCCAGCGACUGUUUUCCACAGAUUGCUGCAGCGCUUUCACCAGACCGAGGACCUGAACGUGUUCAGGAUGUUGGAUGCCACAGACAAAGAGAGGAGGGUGUGGAGACUACAAGGUGCUCAAAGCAAACUAUAACAGAUGUCCCCUGCACCUCGAGCAGUGCAAGAGCAAACAGUUGGAUAAUUAAAUCAAAAUAGAUUAUUUGUAAAAUCACAUCAGACAUUCAAAACCUUGAUUUGUUACAAAUGUGAGCACAAAAUAACAAAUCGUAAAGAAUAAAAGCAACUCAAACUAGAAUAAUUUAUUCCUCAUGUUAAUAUGCUCAUAUAGAAAAAAACACAGCAAAAAUGUAAAGUAUCUAAAUGACCACUUAACGUUAACAGACAAAAGAAAGUUAUUUUAAUACCUGUAGCGAUUGCUUAUUUGUUAUGUAAUUAAAAUAAUAAAAUCGUUUAUUCUAUAA
Molecule: messenger RNA, 2236 nt
Organism: Scophthalmus maximus (turbot)
Lineage: Eukaryota; Metazoa; Chordata; Actinopteri; Pleuronectiformes; Scophthalmidae
Gene: tysnd1
Product: trypsin like peroxisomal matrix peptidase 1
Exons: 4
Coding region: 301-1908 (535 amino acids)
Biological process (GO): regulation of fatty acid beta-oxidation; protein processing
Cellular component (GO): peroxisome
Molecular function (GO): serine-type endopeptidase activity
Source: RefSeq, a predicted model, not a curated record